AUGGCACCCGCCCCUUGUCUACCAACGGGCCAAGCUGAGGCACUGCCACCAAUGCCAAAGCUUAAAAGACUGUCAACUCUGCGUAGGAAAAUACCAUCACAGGGAUUAAAUCAGGCUCGGAGGGAAAGAUGUGGUCCUCGCGUCGACAGCCAGUCCUCAGUGCCAGGACAGUUGGCACCAGAUCUUCCCACAGACGCGCAUGGAAGAGUGCCAACCCACCCAGUACAUCAUAGGAAUCACACACAGCCAGCGAUGCGCACUGAGGUCCCCUAUAUGCAACAAAGGAUUCCUCCAGUUCGAUCGCAAGAACCUGUAAAUACCGCACGAUAUGUUUCUCCCUCUGGGUAUUCCACAAAUCAUCUUACCUCGCCACACCAUACGUCACCACCUGUGCAAAGUCAGCCAUUGACGCAACAUCAAAAUCAGCAGGGGUUGGACCCAAGUCACUCUGUAUCCUCGCAGUGGAGGAGUCCUCAGCACGCCCAUGCACCUCGUCCUCAACAUGGACACGAUUCCAGGUCUAGCUUACAAAAACACUGCCCGAAUUACAGCCAGUACUUCGGAAAUGCUGGCUACCAGACACACGAAGCAGGGGGGAAUCAGCGUCACCAGCCACGGUUUCCACAACAGAUGCAUCAGUUUUCUAGACCGGGGAUACAACACACACAACAACAUCCUGGGCAACCGUGUCGGCAAAAUGGACCAGGAUUGCAAAGCCACGCUCAAUUUCAAGUAAAAGGAGAAGAAAACCACCAACAAUACCAGUCACAAAUGCAAAUGCACAAGCCACAAAACCAUGGUCAGAACCAAAGAAGCCACAUGCAACACUAUCAUAUGCAAACACACCAGCAAAAUGGACAGCGGCAACAUGGACCAGACCAGCAAUACAAAGGCCAACAGCAGGUACAAAUAGGAGAAAAACACCGCCAGCCUCAAACGAAAGAACUUCCUUUGAAUACGCAGACACGCACACCACAAAAUCAGAACCAGAUGAACCACAUGCUUCAUCAGUAUCAUGUGCAUAAUGGUCAGAAGCAACAUGGACCUGGCCUGCAAUACAUUGGCCAACAAGCACAAAUAGGAGAAAAACACCGUCAGUUGCAAACGAAAGAACAUCCUUUGAACACGCAGACUCACACACCACAAAAUCAAGUGAACUACAUGCAUCAGUAUCAUAUGCAAAUGCACCGGCAAAAUGGCCAGACGCAACAUGGACCAAACCAACAGCAAGUACAGACAGGAGAAAAGCCGUUGCAAGCGAAAGAACAUCCUUUGAAUACGCAGACGCACACGCAACAGAACCAAAUGAACCGUAUGUAUCAGUAUCAUACACAGGUGCAUCGGCAAAAUGGACAGAAGCAACAUGGACCAGACCAGCAAUACAAAGAACAGCAGCAAGUACAAAUAGGAGAAAAACAUCGCCAGUCGCAAACGAAGGAACAUCCUUUGAAUACGCAGACGCGCGCACAACAAAAUCAGAACCAAAUGAACCACCAGUAUCAAAUGCAUAAUGGCCAUAAGCAACAUGGACCAGAUCUGCAAUACAAAGAACAACAGCAAGUACAAAUAGGAGAAAAACGCCGCCAGUCGCUAACUAAAGAACAUCCUUUGAAUACGCAGACGCACGCACAACCAAGCCAACCAAGCAAGGAUGGGAACCAGAUUAGCAAAUCUCAGCAGGUGAGCAGAACAAUGGAAGAGAAAGAAUUGCCACAAGAGACUAAUCCACAACAUAAUCAACAAGAUGUAGGCUUGAGUCCAGAGUCGCCUUUGAGUGCCAGUUAUCGUAUGCUGCAGAACAAGAAACUCCAACAUGAGAGGCAAAAGAUAAAGGAAAACGAAUCGACUUGCAACGCGAACGGUGCUGGUUCUCCCAAGGACAUAUCUCCCCAGGACGAAAAUACUCACGAUCCACCGAAUCUCCACAAGACUGACGAGAACCGCACGCAAGAUUGCCCCCAGACGAACUACGACGUCGCUUCCACCCCUUCGUCUGUAAGUGAGAACCUCGAAGAGACCCCGAUGGUUGAAGGCCACACACUUCUCUCAACAGACACUUCUCUUACUACCUGA
Penaeus vannamei (Pacific white shrimp) is the source of this 2073-nucleotide messenger RNA. The record is from RefSeq and is a predicted model, not a curated record. Lineage: Eukaryota; Metazoa; Arthropoda; Malacostraca; Decapoda; Penaeidae.